This is a messenger RNA of Zingiber officinale, 1252 nucleotides long. RefSeq names its product annexin-like protein RJ4. Gene Ontology annotation, cellular component: cytoplasm. Gene Ontology annotation, molecular function: calcium ion binding; calcium-dependent phospholipid binding. Bases 112 to 1056 code for a protein of 314 amino acids. The record is from RefSeq and is a predicted model, not a curated record. Lineage: Eukaryota; Viridiplantae; Streptophyta; Magnoliopsida; Zingiberales; Zingiberaceae. The transcript is spliced from 6 exons.
CUAUAAAAGCUCGCCAUAGUUGAUCACAAUCACAAUCACAAUCACAAUCACAUGCCCCUCAGGUUUUCGGCUUUCUGAAACCAAGAGAAGGUGAAGAGAAGGUGUGUGACCAUGGCGACGCUUUCUGUUCCGGAACCAGUUCCUUCCCCAGCUGAGGACGCCGAGAGCAUCCACGCGGCCGUCAAAGGAUGGGGAACUGACGAGAAGGCACUGAUCAACAUUUUAGCACAUAGAAAUGCCACUCAAAGAAAGGAGAUUGAGUUGGCUUAUGAGGAAUUGUUCAACGAGAAUCUCACCAAAAGACUUGAGUCAGAACUGAAAGGAGACUUUGAGAAAGCUGUAUACCGCUGGAAUUUUGAGCCAAUCGAGAGAGAGGCUGUGAUGGCUUAUAUUGCUAUGAAGAAGAGUUUUAAUUUCCAUGUGGUCAUAGAAAUUGCAUGCGUCAAUUCUCCAAAUGAGCUUCUAGCUGUGAAGCAAGCAUACCAAGCUAAAUAUCGACACUCUUUGGAAGAAGAUGUUGCUUCUCACACUGCUGGAGAUUUGCACAAGCUAUUGUUUGCACUUGUAAGUGCAUACCGCUACGACGGAGAGGAUAUUGAUGUGAGGUUAGCUAAAUCAGAAGCCAAAGUUCUGCAAGAGCUUAUAGAGGAGAAUAAACUGAACCAUGAUGAAAUCAUACGAAUCUUGGGUACUAGAAGCAAGGCACAGAUCUAUGCUACUUUCAAUUGCUACAGAGAAGAAUAUGGUACUCCAAUCGAAGAGCACUUUGAUCAGGUUUUGGCUGGUGAAUCUGCAGAUGAAUUUGCACUGGCACUCCGAGCAGCAGUUGCUUGCAUCGUUGAUCCCCACUUGUACUUUGUUGAGGUUCUUCAUGCUGCUCUUGAGAAAUCCGACGAAGACACAGUUACUCGCAUUAUUGUUCUGCACGCUGAAAAGGAUCUUGGGGAGAUCAAAGAGAAGUUUCAGAAGCGGAAGAAUGUUCCCCUUGAAUAUGCAGUGGCUAAAAAGACUUCUGGGGACUACAAGGCCUUUCUCCUUGCUUUAUUGGGUGAUUGAUCGCUUCAUGCCUCAUGCGCAACCUUGUGAUCGAGUUUUUCUUAGAGAUCUUGCACUGUUUUGAGGCAAAUUUGCUUAUCUGCAUCUGUCUUGUGUUAGUGUUUGAUGAACUUGACAUGUUUUGCUACUAAAAUAAAUUUGUUAAGGUCUUGCUGCAUGGUUUAUCUCGAUAUAAUUAAAAGUAUAAAUUGCUACA